Messenger RNA from Adineta steineri, 318 nucleotides. Lineage: Eukaryota; Metazoa; Rotifera; Eurotatoria; Adinetida; Adinetidae. The record is from the annotation of a GenBank genome assembly.
AUGUUAUUAAAAAAUGUAUUACCAUUAGUAAUGAUUAGCCGAUCGAAUUGUUAUCGUAGUUCAAUAACAAGAUUUUCUCGAGAUAUUUAUUCUCGACUUUAUCCAAAUUAUCUUGUUUUACCCGAUGGUUCAACAAUACGUAUACGAUAUUCAGAACCAAGACAUCUUGUUAAAUUACCAGUCGAUAUUGCAAGUUUAUCCGAAAAAGAACAAAAAACCCGUUUAUUACGUCGAACAGCUGCACAAAAAGAAAGAGUUGAAACUACAUUAGAUACAGCUUAUGAUCCAUCAGCCUACUUAAACCAAUAUACGAAAUAA